AUGGGUAGUCGCGAGCCAGACCAACCCAUGCGUUAUCCCCAGUAUGCUCAGCUCUCAAAGAGAGAAGCUACUUUUGAGCAGGGAUGGCCAGAACCUCUCUUAGGAAAAAUACCCGACAUAGCUCGAGCCGGGUUUUACUACAAGGGAGUGAAAGAUAACGCUACUUGUUUUCAUUGUGGAAUGACUUUAACGAAUUGGGAUCUUAAGAACAAUCCUUAUGCAGAACAUACUUAUUGGAACCCCAGUUGUCCUUACAUCAAUCAGUAUAAGGGACGAAGCUGGGUGAUGGGUAUAUUUGUCAGGUUCUUAGAGAAGCAGGGAUAUAAACCUUUAAUUGAGAUCAAACCUCUACUGAACCCGGAACCAGAUGUUCAGGCUCGAGGAAAAUGUCACAUUUGUUUAGACGAGGAGUUAGAAAUCGCUUUUCUACCUUGUGGACACGUAUGCUGCUGUGCCUUGUGUGCUCCUUCCUUCCAGUUUUGCCCCAUCUGUCGAGCCGAGAUUCAACAGUCCAAACACAUAUUUCCGUGUUAA
This is a messenger RNA of Saccostrea cuccullata (small rock oyster), 534 nucleotides long. RefSeq names its product baculoviral IAP repeat-containing protein 7-like. Gene Ontology annotation, molecular function: cysteine-type endopeptidase inhibitor activity involved in apoptotic process. The transcript has a single exon. Gene Ontology annotation, biological process: negative regulation of apoptotic process; regulation of cell cycle. NCBI's taxonomy places the organism in Eukaryota, Metazoa, Mollusca, Bivalvia, Ostreida, Ostreidae. Bases 1 to 534 code for a protein of 177 amino acids. Gene Ontology annotation, cellular component: nucleus; cytoplasm. The record is from RefSeq and is a predicted model, not a curated record.